AUGCAGAAAGUAUCAAUAGAUAUUUCAAAUUAUCCAAUGUUAUUUGCAGCUCAUCAACAACUUUAUGAUUAUGCCAUACGUCUUCGUUUUAAUGGAUCAUUAAUAUCUACUCCAUAUUCAUUUUAUCAACAAAAUGAUCCUCGAUUAUGUGAAGAACCUAAACCAUCUUAUUCAUAUAUUGGACUUAUUGCUAUGGCUAUAUUAAAUUCACCAGAACGACGACUUGUUCUUGCUGAUAUUUAUCAAUGGAUAUUAGAUCAUUAUCCAUAUUUUCGUGCACGAGGUCCCGGUUGGCGUAAUUCAAUUCGACAUAAUCUUUCAUUAAAUGAUUGUUUUAUUAAAGCUGGUCGUUCAGCUAAUGGUAAAGGUCAUUAUUGGAGUAUUCAUCCAGCGAAUUUAGCUGAUUUUUUAAGUGGAGAUUUUCGACGACGUCGAGCACAACGACGUGUUAGAAAAAGUUUGGGUUUAUCUAUACCUGAAGAAGAUGAUGAUGAUGAUGACGAUGAAAUUUUACCGAUUAAUGAAACAGAACAUCAUUUUCAAAAUUCUAUAUCAAAGAUUCCAAUAACUGAUUUAUCACAAACAAAAAAUCGAAUUGUUCCAUCUAAUUUUCUACAAAAUUAUUUUGAUGAUAUACAACCUAUUGUCAUAUCUAACUGUGAACAACAACAAUAUUUAUCUUCAGAACAAUCAAUUCAUAUAAAUCAAAAUCCAAUAAAAGAAAAUCAACGAAAACGUUGUUUCGAUGUUGAUAGUCUUUUAGCACCUGAAGAACCAUGUUUAAUUAAACGACAACAAUGUCAUACAUAUAGAAACGAAAACAUUCAUAAACCAUAUUUAAAAACAAGCCGCUCAACCGUUACAGAAACAUAUGCUUAA
This is a messenger RNA of Rotaria sordida, 879 nucleotides long. The record is from the annotation of a GenBank genome assembly. NCBI's taxonomy places the organism in Eukaryota, Metazoa, Rotifera, Eurotatoria, Philodinida, Philodinidae.